AUGCAGGAAACCGGGCAGCGCCUCGCCUCCACCUGCCGCCCGCAGAAGCAGCAGCUCCUGCCCGGCGGCGGGGGGGAUGCUGCCGCCGCCGCCGCUUGCCCCAAGCAGCUGACCUCUUUCCUCAUCCAAGACAUUCUGCGCCAGGGUGGCUCUGGAGGGGCGAGGGCCGGCGCGGGCGCUUUUACCUCUGAGCCGGAGGCAGCGAGGAACGCCGGGCAGGCGCCGCCGUCGCAGCAGCAUCCGCAAGGGCUCUGUCCCUUGGAGGCCGCCCAGAGGGAUCUUCUCCCUGCCGGAGCUGUCCGAGUCUCCGAGAAGCCUUGCGAGGGGGAUGCCACAGAUCCGUCUGCAGAGACCUGCCUCUCUAGCUGUGAGAACCCUCCUCCCAGAUCUUUACUGAGACCCCCAAAGCAGCAGAAGCGUUCCCGGGCUGCCUUCUCCCAUACUCAGGUCAUCGAGCUUGAAAGGAAGUUCAGUCACCAGAAAUACCUAUCUGCACCGGAGCGUGCCCACUUAGCCAAGAACCUGAAGCUCACCGAAACCCAAGUGAAAAUCUGGUUCCAGAACAGAAGGUAUAAGACCAAGCGGAAGCAGCUAGCCUCAGAACUCAGUGGGCUUGACAAGCGCUCUGCCAUCCCGGCCUUCAAAGAACAUGACUUCUCCAGGGCUACGCUAGCCCUUUCUGUGUACCAUAGCUACCAGUACAACCCCUAUGUAUGCUACUUGAAUAGCUGGAGCCCAGUCUUGUGGUAA
This is a messenger RNA of Rhineura floridana, 750 nucleotides long. RefSeq names its product homeobox protein Nkx-3.1-like. Gene Ontology annotation, cellular component: nucleus. The record is from RefSeq and is a predicted model, not a curated record. The coding region runs from base 1 to 750 and encodes 249 amino acids. Lineage: Eukaryota; Metazoa; Chordata; Lepidosauria; Squamata; Rhineuridae. Gene Ontology annotation, biological process: regulation of transcription by RNA polymerase II; cell differentiation. The transcript is spliced from 2 exons. Gene Ontology annotation, molecular function: RNA polymerase II cis-regulatory region sequence-specific DNA binding; DNA-binding transcription factor activity, RNA polymerase II-specific.